AUCCGGGUAUCCGCGCAACAGGUUUAAAAGCCAGAGUCAUCGCUGCCACCGCAGUACAAGAAGUCUGGCUAAUUUUAGUUACCCGUUUUUAUUUUAAAAGUAGCAUUCGUGGAGAGAGAAUCGGUAAAAACAAAGGAACUCUCGAUUAGCGAAGAAAGAAAAAAAACAUGUUUCGUUUAUUAGCUCGGCAAGCUAAGAAAAAUCCAGGACUCAUCCCACAAUUCCUUUUUAUCAGCCUGGGACUGGGUGGGGCCUCCCUCUAUUUGGUUCGUCUUGCGGUCAGCCCCUACGUGGUCUGGAACAAGAAGAACAAUCCAGAACCAUGGAGCAAACUUGACCCCUCCUACCAGUACAAGUUUGUGGCAGUCACCACUGACUACAAAAACCUGAAGAAGGACGGGCCUGAUUACUAAAGGUUUCCACGGCAACUCGCAAGCACACUUCACUGAGGAAGGCCACCUUGUCGCCAUAGCGAAUUACAAAGCAUUCCCCUUGCAGUCUUGUCUUAAAAAAAUGAGCUCUCAGCGUUUCUGUACAUCAGAUGCUUUUAAUUAAAUGCAACAUGCCAAACCUGCUGUAUGAAGUGCCUGAAUUUAAAUGAAUAAACUGUUGAGGUAAAACUUUAA
This is a messenger RNA of Acipenser ruthenus (sterlet), 626 nucleotides long. RefSeq names its product NADH dehydrogenase [ubiquinone] 1 alpha subcomplex subunit 4-like 2. The coding region runs from base 168 to 413 and encodes 81 amino acids. The record is from RefSeq and is a predicted model, not a curated record. The transcript is spliced from 4 exons. NCBI's taxonomy places the organism in Eukaryota, Metazoa, Chordata, Actinopteri, Acipenseriformes, Acipenseridae.